AAAGUGCCUAGUGCAGUCUGUUACCAACACCACCAGCACCGCCUUCCUGUUCUUGCCUUCUGAUGGUUUGCUCUGGGGUGGGAUUAAAUCGUAGACGCCACCCCAUCCAUGCCAUUCCAAGAAAUCAGAAGCCUCUAACUAACUGGUGACGAGCCACACCGUCGUUAAGCAACAGCAGACAGCCACAAUGAAGCUUCUGGUCUCUUGCUUCCUUCUGUUGCUGCCAGUGAUCUUCAUGUCCAUGGUCUCCAGCAGCCCAAAUCCACGGGUCGCCAGAAGCCAUGGGGACCAACGCCAGGCUUUUGGGAGGUGGCUCCGGGAAGGUGGCCAAGAAUGUGAAUGCAGGGCAGAUUGGUUCCUGAGAGCCUCGAAGAGAAAAUCCACACCAGUGCUGGAGCCACCAAGGAAGCAGUGUCCCUGUGAUCAUGUCAAGGGCAGCGAGAAAAAAACCAGACACCAAAAGCACCACAGAAAGCCAAACCGGCCAUCCAGAACCUGCCAGCAAUUUCUCAAACGAUGUCAACUAGCAAGUUUUGCUCUGCCCUUAUAGUUCUGAGACUAUUCUCUCAGGCCAAUGCUCUCAAUGGAAAAGAGGUGAUCAACCCUAGGGCAUGUUCUUGUUCUCCCCAGCCCCAUCCUCACCAAAAGCAUCCCAGCACUCUCAGAAGGCACUGCCCAGCGUAUUGGUGACUGUGCCCCCUACUGCCUUCUUCCCUCAUCCCUUUUGAUUUCAAUGUGGCUUAAACAAUUUAAAAUGACAGAGCCUCCA
Molecule: messenger RNA, 769 nt
Organism: Mesocricetus auratus (golden hamster)
Lineage: Eukaryota; Metazoa; Chordata; Mammalia; Rodentia; Cricetidae
Gene: Cxcl17
Product: C-X-C motif chemokine ligand 17
Exons: 4
Coding region: 188-550 (120 amino acids)
Biological process (GO): positive regulation of macrophage chemotaxis; negative regulation of inflammatory response; positive regulation of monocyte chemotaxis
Source: RefSeq, a predicted model, not a curated record